CGCGCUCGGCGGGGAGUGGGCUGUUACCAUGAAGCUAAAUGAGAACGUUUUACUGCUGGGGAAGAAGGUGGUCCUGGUGCCGUACACCCCAGCGCAUGUGCCUAGGUACCACGAGUGGAUGAAAUCAGAGGACCUGCAGCGUUUGACAGCCUCAGAGCCACUGAGCCUGGAGCAGGAGUAUGCGAUGCAGCAGAGCUGGCGGGAAGAUGCAGACAGACCCGCUAUCUCCCAGCCUCACUCGUCCCUUCUUUGCAGAGUGGAGGUGAUGACACUGUCACCUCUCUCCUCAGAGUGUACCUUCAUUGUGCUGGAUGCAGAGAAGUGGCGGGCCCAACCAGGUACCCCAGAAGAAAGCUGCAUGGCAGGAGACGUGAACCUCUUCCUCACAGACCUAGGGGACCCCGGCUUGGGGGAGAUCGAGGUCAUGAUUGCAGAGCCCAGCUGCAGGGGCAGAGGCUUUGGCACAGAGGCUGUCCUCAUGAUGAUGUCUUAUGGAGUGACCAAACUAGGUUUGAGAAAUUUUGAGGCUAAAAUCGGGCAAGCCAAUGAACCAAGCAUCCGGAUGUUCCGGAAACUUCACUUUGAUCAGGUGUCUGUGAGCAGCGUGUUCCAGGAGGUGACGCUGAGGCUGACAGUGAGUGAGCUGGAGCGGCAGUGGCUUCUGCAACAGACCAGCCACGUCCAAGAGAAGCCCUAUAGAGCUGUGUCACCAGAGCCCCCCUGACAGCCAGCCGGCCAGCCUCCCUGAAGGAAUGGGUGUCAUGACCACACACUAAAGCCAGACACCUGGUGCUGGUAUCAGACUGGCAGUGGGACCAAGCAACUCUUGGGUCAGUUGCUCUCUACCCCCAUUCCACGAGGCCAAUCUGGGACUCCUGAACUGGAACUGGAAUCUGGGCCAAGAACCUUGUUGGGGAGUAAAGUCAACCACACAUGCAA
Molecule: messenger RNA, 939 nt
Organism: Erinaceus europaeus (western European hedgehog)
Lineage: Eukaryota; Metazoa; Chordata; Mammalia; Eulipotyphla; Erinaceidae
Gene: NAT9
Product: N-acetyltransferase 9 (putative)
Exons: 7
Coding region: 29-724 (231 amino acids)
Biological process (GO): protein acetylation
Molecular function (GO): N-acetyltransferase activity
Source: RefSeq, a predicted model, not a curated record